AUGCAGUUCUCAUUAUUGACAUGUGCGGUAUUGCCGCUGCUCGUACAACUUGGCUCGGCUACCGCUGGUCCUAAUAGCCGAAUUAUCAAGAAUAUUAAGAAGUACACGGGCCCAAACUCUCCAGCUAAUUUCAGCCGAAACUUGUACCAAACAGGGUUCGACGGUGUGACCUGGGACGAUGACAACUGGCUGCUGAGCACGACCAACCUGGAACAGGGUCGCUACGAAUCGCGCGGGUCUGUGGCCAAUGGAUACUUGGGUAUUAACGUUGCCAGCGUUGGUCCAUUCUUCGAGAUCGACGAUCCCGCGGAAACCGAGGGUUGGCCAUUGUUCUCUACGCGCCAGUCAUUUGCUACAAUCAGUGGCUUCUUUGACUCGCAGCCUACUACCAAUGGGAGCAACUUCCCAUGGCUGUCUCAGUAUGGAGACGACAGUGUGAUCAGCGGUGUUCCCCACUGGGCUGGACUCAUUUUGGAUCUUGGUGACGAUACUUAUCUGGACGCGACGGUCGACAACAAGACCAUCUCUCACUUCCGAACAACAUACGACUUCCAAGCAGGUGUCUUGGUUUGGUCGUACACUUGGACUCCCGAGGGGGAUAAGGGAUCGUACCAGAUCACUUAUCGUCUGUUUGCCCACAAGUUGUAUGUCAACCAGGCUGUUGUCGACUUGGAGAUCAUUCCAUCCAAGGAAGCAAAUGCGACUGUUGUGAACGUCAUCGAUGGAGCCUCCGCAUCGCGCACUGACUUCGUGGAGACCGGGGAGGACAACGGUGCUAUCUUUUCAGCAGUCCGACCGAAUGGAAUCGCAAACGUCACGGCUUACAUCUACACGAACAUCACUGCUUCGUCCAAUGUUGAUCUCUCAUCGCGCAAGAUCGUCCAGAACAAGCCAUAUGUCCAUGCCAAUGAAUCGUCCAUUGCGCAGGCUGUGAACGUCAACUUCAAGCCAGGACAAGUGGUUCGUGUGACCAAAUUUGUCGGUGGUGCCUCAACGGACGCCUUCGAAGAUCCAAAGAAGACCGCCAGCACUGCGGCUGCCACAGCGCUGAAGAACGGCUAUGCUAAAUCACUUCGAUCUCACAUUGUGGAGUGGGCAAGCGUUAUGCCCGAAAGCUCCGUCGACCGCUUCGCAUUCCCCAAUGGAACCCUUCCGGCCGACACUAACAUCAUUGAUUAUGCCGUGAUUUCUGUGGUAAACACCUAUUACCUCUUGCAGAACACUGUUGGAAAGAACGCAAUCAAUAAAACGAAUGGGGCCCCAGUUAAUGUGGACAGCAUUUCAGUCGGUGGAUUAACUUCUCAAUCAUACGGCGGUCAGGUCUUUUGGGAUGCAGACGUUUGGAUGCAGCCCGGUCUUGUUACCUCUCACCCCGAGGCAGCUCAGAGGUUUACCAACUUCCGCGUGGAGAAGUACGCUCAGGCAAAGGAGAACAUACAAACGUCCUUCACGGGCUCCCAGAACCAGACGCGCUUUAGUGAUUCGGCCGCCAUCUUCCCCUGGACAAGUGGCCGUUUUGGAAACUGCACUGCAACUGGUGCUUGCUGGGACUACCAGUAUCACCUCAAUGGUGAUAUCGGUAUUUCUUUGGUCAACCAAUGGGUUGCUAGUGGAAACACUCAGCUUUUCAAGGAAGAGCAUUUCCCGAUAUAUGAUUCCGCCGCCACACUUUACGCCGACCUCCUAGUUCGCAACGGAUCGUAUUGGACAAUGAAGAACAUGACUGACCCUGACGAAUAUGCAAACCACAUUGACGCAGGCGGCUUCACGAUGCCGAUGGUUGCUGAAACCCUUCGACAUGCCAACUCAUUCCGUCAACAGUUUGGACUUGAGGAGAACUCGACCUGGGAUGACAUGGCCGAAAAUGUACUCGUCCUUCGCGAAAAUGACGUCACUCUCGAGUACACUACCAUGAAUGGAAGUGCUGUGGUCAAGCAAGCCGACGUCGUUAUGGUCACAUAUCCACUCGGUUAUACCUCCAACUAUACCACACAGAACUCCUUGGACGAUCUGGACUACUAUGCCGCCAAACAGUCUGCAGAUGGUCCAGCCAUGACGUGGGCUAUCUUCGCUGUCGUCGCGAACGAAAUGUCACCCUCCGGCUGUUCAUCAUACACAUACGGCCAAUAUUCCUUUGCGCCAUACACGCGUGCUCCUUUCUUCCAAAUGUCGGAGCAGCUGGUCGACAACACCACGAUCAACGGCGGCACACAUCCCGCGUUUCCCUUCCUUACUGGCCACGGAGGCGCCAACCAAGUUGCCAUCUACGGCUACCUCGGACUGCGACUUCGUCCAGAUGACAUCCUCCAUGUUGACCCCAACCUGCCUCCCCAGAUCCCAUACUUGAAGUAUCGCACCUUCUACUGGCGUGGAUGGCCCAUCUCCGCGUGGUCUAACUACACCCACACGACGUUUAGCCAUGCAACCGGAACUCCACCUCUCGACACUGCCGACCAAAGAUUCGCCAAUAAGACAAUCACAAUUCACUCCGGCCCCGAGAGCGAUUCUGUGACUUACCACCUUCCCCUGAAGGGAUCGGUGAUCAUUCCCAACCGCCAAAGUGGCACAGAAAACACCGUCGCCGGCAAUCUCGUGCAAUGUCAGCCCGUCGUCUCCACCGAUGCAUUCGAGCCAGGUCAAUUCCCCAUCUCCGCAGUGGACGGCGCGACCUCCACAAAGUGGCAGCCGGAACUGGCCUCCGAUGUGAGCGCCGUGACAGUGUCCUUCGAAGAUGAAGCCGGCGCCCUAGUUUCAGGAUUCUACUUCGACUGGGCCCAAGCGCCUCCCGUCAACGCCACAGUGAUCUUCCACAACAAGACCCUCCAAAAUCCGGCUCAGGCCAUCUCGUCCCCGAGCUCCGAUUACAGGAUUGUCCAUUCUCUGACCCACAUCACCCAGUCAGACCCAUAUGACGCCGACACUACAAAUCUUGACAUUAUUGCCAUUCCCACCGGCAACACAACUAAUGUGACUCUGUCUUCGCCUGUACCUGCAGCCCGAUAUGCGUCGCUGCUUAUCGUCGGCAACCAGGCUCUGGGCUCCGCAGAUGUCGAGGCUAAGAACGGAACUGGAGCUACUGUCGCGGAGUGGGCUAUCAUUGGUCAUGAGAAGAAGAAGGAUGACUCCGCGUCCACCAAGAGAACUAUGAAUGUUCGUGCCGCAGGUGCCAUUUCUAGUGCAGGCUCCUUUGCACGUCGUGUGAAGCGUGCUACUCCUCGCCUUUAG
Penicillium brevicompactum is the source of this 3225-nucleotide messenger RNA. It is a transcript of the gene treA, whose product is annotated as alpha,alpha-trehalase treA. NCBI's taxonomy places the organism in Eukaryota, Fungi, Ascomycota, Eurotiomycetes, Eurotiales, Aspergillaceae. The transcript is spliced from 3 exons. The coding region runs from base 1 to 3225 and encodes 1074 amino acids. Gene Ontology annotation, molecular function: carbohydrate binding; alpha,alpha-trehalase activity. Gene Ontology annotation, cellular component: fungal-type cell wall. The record is from RefSeq and is a predicted model, not a curated record. Gene Ontology annotation, biological process: trehalose catabolic process.